Mytilinidion resinicola is the source of this 890-nucleotide messenger RNA. RefSeq lists its product as uncharacterized. Bases 347 to 505 code for a protein of 52 amino acids. The record is from RefSeq and is a predicted model, not a curated record. NCBI's taxonomy places the organism in Eukaryota, Fungi, Ascomycota, Dothideomycetes, Mytilinidiales, Mytilinidiaceae. The transcript has 3 exons.
CAGUGGAGCUUUGGAAUACGAACGGGUAAGUUUAAUCUGAAGUGCUGGGCUCGAGAAUAAGUACUUGGAAACUGGAUGUUAGGCAACCAGUGCUAUUGCUGGCUCAUUUAUGUGGCCCCGAUUUACCAUGUGAAGUUUUAGCCUCCGAACUGCGCCUGCGUAAAAGCUCCCUCUCUUUCCUCACGUCCACAACGCCCGCAACACCCACAUCUUGCCUACCACCUCUCAACUGCGCCCUCACCCGCGCCCGCGCCGAUCGUGCUCGUGCCCUUGACAACGGUCCAUGGUCCACAGAUAGCGUUUCGAGAAGAUAAAGGCAAUCUAUGGUUGGGGCAUGUGUGCCCAUAUGCGGCUCCUCAAUACUUCUACUACUCGCCGGCGUGCUGUCGAGGUGCGACUUGGUGGGAAAUGGACCCCACUACGAGAGGUUCUCGAGACAAGACCCUUGUUAAACGCUGAAGUUUCUGUCGGUGGCUUGGAGGGAUCUCAGCUGCAACGAGAAUAGUGGUACGGCAGCGGCAAGGUUUUCGACCUCUUACGUCUUUCAAAGGAGCUACGCCUAAUCAUCUACGAGCAAUUACUCUGCGCACAAGCUUACCCCUAUCGAUGGCUCCUCAACGGAUAUCUGCCGUACUGCUGUACCUCCCAUUCAAAGUCGGGUUUGCUUAGCGGGAGCGAGAUCGGAUCGGCGGGCACGUUGGUGCGAACAGCAAAGUUCACCGGUAAAACCAGAGUUGGGAUACUAAACGGCGCGGGCAGCCCAAUGGGCCUUCUUCUUACAAACAAGCAAGUACACCAGGAAGUGCAUGAGAUCUUGUGGAAAGGGAUGGAGUUUCGUUUUUCCAACUUGAAACUAUUCGAACGAUUUGACAGCACAUUGCCCACGAUCA